Molecule: messenger RNA, 2319 nt
Organism: Triplophysa dalaica
Lineage: Eukaryota; Metazoa; Chordata; Actinopteri; Cypriniformes; Nemacheilidae
Gene: dkk2
Product: dickkopf WNT signaling pathway inhibitor 2
Exons: 4
Coding region: 259-960 (233 amino acids)
Biological process (GO): negative regulation of canonical Wnt signaling pathway; multicellular organism development
Cellular component (GO): extracellular region
Molecular function (GO): co-receptor binding; receptor antagonist activity
Source: RefSeq, a predicted model, not a curated record
CACAGACACACACGGGCUGGAUUUAAAUCGUGCUCAUCUCAUCUCUCUCUCUGCGUGCAUUCCCAUUGGUUUUUGAGUACAGCAUCCUGACGCCUCGGCUUUCUCUACCUUGCACAUCACGUUUUGCAUCACGUUUUUUCCCCGCAGAUAUCAGACAGUUUGAUGGACACUUUAGAGAGGAAUUUAAACUUUAUAAAGCGUGGUUGUCAAAGCGCAAAGUAGUCAGCACAUUCACGUUUAAAGUCAGCCUCAGAAAGGAUGCUGAGCGUUACGCGGAGUCGGUGCUGUUGGAUGUUGACGCUGGUGAUCGCAGCGAUGCGGAUGGGAGACGGGACCGAGGCGCAGGGCAACGCCAUCAAAUCACUGGAGCCGCUGACUGCCACCGCGAACCGCACCAGCGCGAUCCCGAGGAAAGACAACAUGCGCGCACAGGGAUACCCGUGCAGCAGUGAUCAGGAAUGUAUGGUUGGAAGUUACUGCCACAACCCUCAACACGGCCCAUCUCGGUGCCUCACCUGUCGCAGGAGGAAGAAGCGUUGUCACAGAGAUAGCAUGUGUUGCCCUGGCAACCGCUGCAGUAACUAUAUCUGUAUCCCUGUUUCGGAAAGCGUUCUGUCCUCUCAUAAAUCUCACUUGGAUGAACAAAACAAGCUUUCUGUCAAAGACAAAAGCUGGAGGAGGAAUGGAAAAGCCAAGAUCUCGCUUAAAGGUCACGAGGGCGAUCCUUGUCUGCGGUCCUCCGACUGCUCCGAGGGCCACUGCUGCGCCCGUCACUUCUGGACGAAAAUCUGCAAGCCGGUGCUGCGUCAGGGCGAAGUGUGCACGAAGCAACGCAAGAAGGGCUCGCACGGCCUUGAGAUCUUCCAGCGCUGCGACUGCGCCAAGGGCCUGGCCUGCAAGGUGUGGAAGGACGCCACUUCCUUCUCUCGAUCCAGGCUGCACGUCUGCCAGAUGAUCUGAGACGGGAGGCCCCUGCUAACAAACUGCACCUUGGGGCCCCCGCGUCCCGCUGAGGAGGGAGCGGGCAACGACUCCCUUUUCCCAGGACUGACUCGGCUGUGAUAAAAACUGAUACGCAGAUGGACGCGUGCCUGGACAUGGUCGGUUUGGGAAGGGUUACAAACUAACGGAUGCUUUCUUGUACGAAAUGAUUUGCUGCACAUGUUUCACUGUAGCAAGAUUUUAUGAUCUACAAGCCAUAUUUAUCACUGAUGUCUUCGGUACAAGCUCGGACUCUGUUUCAAUCGAUCUGUGCACUCGACAUAGACUAAGAAUGGGUUACGAUUCACUUCGGAGGUGGUUGUUAAUUGUGGUCCCACAUGUUUUUUCGAUUUUGGUUAUUAGCUUGGUCACCCACCAAGGGGAUAAAGGGUAGUUCUCCCAAAAAAAUGCAAUCAUUUAUUCAUCCUUAUGUCAUUGAAAACCUGUAUAUUACUAUAUCUUCUUUAAAAACACAAGAGAAGAUAUAUUGAGAAAUCUAUAUCAAGGUUUCUUGUUGCCAAUUUUCUACAAAAUAUCUUAUUUUGUGUUCUGCAGAAGAGAAAAGGUCAUACAGGUUUGGAAUGGCAUGAAGGUGGACAAAUGGAUGAGCCGUUCUCACAUUUACACUUUUUUUUAAUGCCAGGCCCUUCUUAAAGUGCACUUUGAGUAUGCUUGUAUAAGACUAUAUGUGUAGAAACAAAAGAAGGUUUUUAAGUUCCAUACUAUUACUUCACGAUCCUGAGAAAUAUGAUAAUUUGUUCAGAUUUACUCAAUAUAGUAGAUUUUUUCGAUAGUAAAUAUCAAGUUUAUUCUUAUUAUCAAGGGAAGUUGUUUACACUAUGAGUGGUGAAUGUUUCGCGAAUCAGGCCAUCAUGAAUCAGAGGCCGUGCUUUGUUCUUUAAAAUGAUAUUAUUAUAUAAUUUUUUCUGUGAUCCACACCACCUUUCAGCUAAAGUGAAAAAGAAUAAAAAUACUUAUAAGCUCUUAUAUUGUAAAUAACAUGAAAAUAUUUCAGAUUGUAUUUAAAAUGCAGUUGUAUAUCAUGUAUAUAUUGGGGGAACCCUAAAGACAUUAAACGUGUUUCUUUUGUGAGAUCAUCAACUGUUUUUACGCUGAAAAUAUAUGAAAAAAAUCCCAGUGCAGGACCGUUGCCAUUAAAUUAUUUACAGAACACUUUUCUCAACUCAUCCAGAGCUGAUGUUGUGUUUUUGUUUAAAUGUCUGUUUUCUUGGGUUACUCGUGACUUUGUUUCCAUGUUGUAACUCGCUGUUCUGAUUCUGUCUCAAUUGUGUAUUUACAGUGAUUUACACAGAUUAAAGAAUGUAUUUUGUAUUACAA